UGCGUUUAAUCGUGAUUCUCCGUAAUCGGAGCCGGGAAGUGAAUAGUGAUUAGUGCUCCAGUUACUAGAGACUGUGCGUUCUCGAGCGAAUUCUUCCGAAAUGUCGUCCCUUUCGAACGCUACCGUCCUGGCAAUCGCUGCCACCGUGGUUCCCGACUCACAGUUCGUCUUCAACGGCACGGAUUACGGCGUGUUCGCCCUGGUGCUGUGCAUCUCUGCCGCCAUUGGAGUCUACUUCGGAUUCUUUGCCAAGGGGGAGGACACCACCGAGGAGUACCUCAUGGGCGGCAAGCGGAUGAAAACGAUUCCCAUCGCCAUUUCGCUGGUGGCCAGUCAGCUGUCGGCGAUCUCCAUAAUGACCAUUCCGGCGGAAAUGUACGCCUACGGCAUCAAUUGGUUCUUCAACGUGGUGUGCAUGGUAGUUGUGGUGCCACUGCUCAACUACGUGGUGAUCCCAGUUUUCUACAACAACAACAUCACAAACUGCUAUGAGUACUUGGAGAUGCGCUUCAGUCGCAAGGUGCGAGUGCUGCUGACCUUCUUGUUUAUUAUGACGAUGUUCUUCAUGCUCCCGAUCUUUAUCUUCCUGCCCUCCCUGGCCUUUGCACAGGUGACUGGCUUCAAUGUGCACCUCAUCAACACUGUGGUGUGCGGCAUCUGCGUCUUCUACACCAUGUUUGGAGGUAUCAAGGCUGUGGUCUGGACCGAUGUUAUCCAGGCAGCCAUUAUGGUUGCCUCCGUGGUCCUAGUGGGCGUGAUGGGCGCUCACCGAGUGGGAGGCUUCUUCGAAGUGCUGCGCAUCGCCGGGGAAGGUGGACGCCUGGAUAUUAACUACACCUUUGACCUGACCACGCGCUCCACCAUCUGGAACACGUUCAUAUCGGCGACAAUGAUGUGGACGGGAUAUGUGGGCCUGAACCAGAGCUGCGUGCAGCGAAUCGUGUCCCUGCCUUCACUAGCUCACGCCAGAAGAUCCCUGGUGCUCUUUGGCUUCGGGUUCAUCCUGAUCAUGUUCUUCAACUGCUUCACUGGCAUUGUGAUGUACUCCCGCUUCCACGACUGCGAUCCCCUCCAGUCUGGCCACGUCUCCAAGGUGGACAAGAUGGUUCCGUAUUUCGUGCAGGAUACCGUAGGCAAUCUGUGGGGCAUGCCAGGCGUCUUCAUUUCCUGCGUGUUCAGUGCCGCCCUCAGCACACUUUCCGCCAGCAUUAACUCCUUGGGAGGAGUUGUCUACUUUGACUACAUCAAGCCCUACAUUCGGCACACGGAGCACCGGGCCAACGUGAUUAUGAAAUCGUUCGUUUUCUUCUCUGGAAUCUACUGCAUCCUGGGUGGAUUGAUCGUGGAGAACUUCAACUCCAUUCUGCAGGUGAUCUAUUCCAUUGGAGGCAUGAGCUUCGGCUCGACGUGUGGCGUUUUUAUGCUGGGAAUGCUGGUUCCGAAAGUCCACGGCAAGGCUGCCUUAAUUGGAGUUCUUGGCAGCAUUGCCUGCAUGGCCACCAUUGUGACUUUGAGUUGGGGCCGCAAUCACUACGACACUCUGCCCACGAGCACAUCCGGUUGUCCGGCUUCUUUGAACGCAACCAUAACGGACUUCAGCACAGCUUCACCUCUGAUCCUUGGCUCCACCACAGAAGCCCCUGUGGUGGACAAGGGAUUCAGCAUCCUGGACCUCUCCUUUAACUGGUACACGGUCGCAGGCUUCAUCAUCACCUGGCUGUUGGGUAUUGCGAUGAGUUUCUUCCUGAAGUCUGGGCCCGGUUACAAACUGGACCCCAAGCUCCUGUCCCCGGUGGUGCAGCCUUUCGUCCACUACAAACUGACGCCGUCUGAGGAACCCGAGCAGUUCAAGCUGGAGAAACCCGAAAAGGUCUGAGAUUCGAAUUGGAACUUAAGGAUUAAGAUAUGCUUUAUAAGCAUAGAUGUGUUAUAUUAUACAAUAGGAAUAUGAAUAUAUCGAGAUA
Messenger RNA from Drosophila teissieri, 1964 nucleotides. It is a transcript of the gene Smvt, whose product is annotated as sodium-coupled monocarboxylate transporter 2. The coding region runs from base 101 to 1876 and encodes 591 amino acids. Gene Ontology annotation, cellular component: membrane. Lineage: Eukaryota; Metazoa; Arthropoda; Insecta; Diptera; Drosophilidae. Gene Ontology annotation, biological process: transmembrane transport; sodium ion transport. Gene Ontology annotation, molecular function: symporter activity. The record is from RefSeq and is a predicted model, not a curated record. The transcript is spliced from 4 exons.